UGGGCGUUAUCCAGAGCCAGACAAUUAACUACCUUCCUUCCUUCCAGGCUGCCAGCGCCAUGACCUUCCCUGCCUGCCUGGCUUCCCCCUCCCCUCGUCGACGCCACGACCCUGAUCGAAUUGGAGCCCAGGAGUGAGUGAGUGAGUGAGUGAUUGUGUGAGUGUGUGAGAUGGCAGAGUCCCGAGCGAUGGCAGCUGCUCAGUCACACCUCCCAAUCGUUGUCCUGCGAAGGGGUUUGCCGGAAUCUGCCGGAGUGCGCUCGGGGGGAGUACUUCAAGUGCCUGGUCGCAGGCGAGCAGGGUCGUUGAUUGUGGCUGCAGCGUCGGAUGAGAGCGGGGGGAUGAAGAAGGACCCGAGACGCCCCAGUGAGGGGAUCUUUAGCUUCGUGACGGACAAUGAAUCUAGUCGGAAUGCAAUCCAGCUGCCAAAUGCGCCCGCUAUGGAUGGCAAUUUGGGGCAGAUGAUCACGCAAAUUGAAAAUAAGGGAAGAGAUUAUGGCUCAUAUUUGCGAGCAGGCGAGUUUCGAUGGUGGGUCAGAGAAACAGGUUCUCGUGACGCAAGGAAUGGUACUGUGGUUUUCUUGCAUGGUGCACCUACUCAAUCCUACAGCUACAGAGUCGUGUUGGAACAGAUGGCUAAAGAAGGAUAUCAUUGCUAUGCUCCAGACUGGAUCGGUUUCGGAUUUAGUGAAAAGCCUCAACCCGAAUACGAGUUUUCUUACACAGAGGAAGCUUAUCACGAGGAGUUUGACAAGUUACUUGCUAAGCUGGACAUUUCAUCCCCCUUCUAUCUUGUCACUCAGGGCUUUAUAACGGGAUCAUAUGGCUUAACGUGGGCUCUGAAAAACCCUACUCGGGUGAAGAAGGUUGUUGCAAUGAAUACACCACUGACACCAUCUGCUCCUCUUCCAGGAAUAUUUCAACAAUUGAGGUUUCCUUUAGUUGGGGAAUUCACCUGUCAAAAUGCCAUUCUUCCAGAGAGAUUUGUGGAAGCUGGAAGUCCGUAUGUUCUUGAGCUGGAUGAUGCUGAUGUUUAUCGUCUUCCAUAUCUGGACAGCAGCGAUCCAGGCUUUUCUCUUUUAGCUGCGGCUCGAAAGGCUCCACUCAAGGAUCUAACCACACGAAUCGCUCAAGGAUUUGCUUCUUCCAGUUGGAAGGUACCAACGACAGUUGCAUGGGGCGUAAGUGACAAGCAUUUACCCAAAUCCGAAGCAGAGAAUUUCGUGAAAACCAACCCCGAUGUACUCAAGGCAGUCAUGCUUGAUGGCACCGGUCAUUUGCCACAAGAAGACUGGCCAGAAAAAGUGGUCGAGGCUCUCACAAGAUUCUUUUAUUAGCCGACUAUCUCGAUUAUUAUUCAGAAAAGGCCAUUCUUUUGAUGCUUUUUCGACAUUAUAGCAUACGUCUUCAUAUCCAUACUUGAUAUCAUUGUGCAGCUCCUCAUCUUAUUUUACUCAUCCUUUUUUCCUUCUGAUUUCAAAUA
Molecule: messenger RNA, 1483 nt
Organism: Physcomitrium patens
Lineage: Eukaryota; Viridiplantae; Streptophyta; Bryopsida; Funariales; Funariaceae
Cellular component (GO): chloroplast
Molecular function (GO): catalytic activity
Source: RefSeq, a predicted model, not a curated record